This is a messenger RNA of Acanthamoeba castellanii str. Neff, 1248 nucleotides long. Its product is annotated as leucine rich repeat domain containing protein. NCBI's taxonomy places the organism in Eukaryota, Discosea, Longamoebia, Acanthamoebidae. The record is from RefSeq and is a predicted model, not a curated record. Gene Ontology annotation, molecular function: protein binding. Gene Ontology annotation, cellular component: SCF ubiquitin ligase complex. Gene Ontology annotation, biological process: SCF-dependent proteasomal ubiquitin-dependent protein catabolic process. The coding region runs from base 1 to 1248 and encodes 415 amino acids. The transcript has 6 exons.
AUGAAAUUGAAGACGAAGAGGAGCUUAUGGAGGAGGACGAGGACGGACACGAUGCGACAGCGCAGCGGUAAGCGCCGUCGGGUGGAGUUUGAGGAUGGGCACGUGGGCAGAGAGGAUGUGCUCGAGGCGGAGGUUGAGAGCGACUGCUACCUCCUGCAGCGACUACCUGUCGAAGUGUGGACGCACAUCUUGUCCUUCGUCUUGGCUAAGAAAUCUCCUUUCGCAUCACUCAGCGCUACCCUACUUACUUGCAAGCUGUGGCGAAGGAUCGGCUUGUCGUUGGUGACCUCCUACACAAUGUCGCCCAUGAAGCCCAAGAAGCUGGCCAGAAAGUGCCUCGCCUUUCUCUUUGGCAACUGCCCCAAUCUACGGUCGCUGCGCGUGAGGAACUGUCCCAUCGUGAACUCCAUGCUCUACCACUUGCCUGAGCGAAUCACACUUCUCGACUGUGGGUUCACGCAGAUCACCGAGGAGGCGCUGGAGUACCUUCCGCUGUCGCUGAAGGCUCUGUCUAUAGACAACAUGGCCAUCACAGACAAUGGUUUCAAUGACCUGCCGUCUCGGUUGGACACCCUUUCGCUGCGGCAAGUCAUCAUUUCACCCAUCAGCGCCAAGAAGAUGGCUCAACGCUUUACGCGCCUGCGAAAGCUCACCCUCUCUGCCCAGGUGACGAACGUGACGGCCUUCUUGCCGCCCUCGAUCGAGUGUCUUCGCUUACACGUGGGUUCCAUCGGAGACAAGAACUACCUCUGGAACGAUAACGUGAUCGCCACGCUCCUUCCGCUGCCUAACCUGCAGAUCCUCGAGAUCUCGCGAUGCAACAUUACCAACAGCAGCAAGCAGACGCUCGCCGAGACACGCGUGCGACAUCUGGUCAUCAGGCAGGCCAAGCUCUCGGACGACGGGAUGCGCUACCUCCCGCCGACGCUCAUCUCGCUCAUGCUCGAAAGCGUGCCGACCAUCACCGACGCCGGGCUCCGUGGCCUGCCGCUGGCCGUGCAGAGCAUGGCGCUGAUCAAGAUGGAGAAGCUCACCGGGCCGGGCCUGCUCAGCUUCCUCCUCGAGUCGGCGACCAACCUGCGCUACCUCGUACUCGACGAGGAGCUGCACGCCGCCCUGCGCGCCGUCGACGUCGAUCGCAAGCUCGCCGCCCGACGCAACCUGCACAUCAGCGUCAAGCGCGAGAACGAGCCUUGUCCCAAGCUCCAUCAGUUGCCUGUCCACCACCUUCCUCCUCCCGAUCAGUGA